This is a messenger RNA of Ipomoea nil (Japanese morning glory), 783 nucleotides long. Its product is annotated as protein argonaute 2-like. NCBI's taxonomy places the organism in Eukaryota, Viridiplantae, Streptophyta, Magnoliopsida, Solanales, Convolvulaceae. The record is from RefSeq and is a predicted model, not a curated record. Bases 1 to 783 code for a protein of 260 amino acids. The transcript has 2 exons.
AUGUUGGUGGAGGAUCUUGCUCUUGCUGGACGGCCAGUCACACUCGACGACCAGAACCUGUAUGUGUUCCGUGGUCUGAGGCCGGAGCUCCGUCCCUUGGGUGCUCCAUUGACCCGUGGUGCUCCGGUCACCUUGACGGAGCUAUCCGAUUAUUUGGUGUCGCAGGAAUUUAUUUGUGCUGAUGACGGUGGUGCUCUAGUGGCUAUGGCGGCGAGGCGAGGUCGCGGUGGUCGGGGAGCUGGCGGCCAGUCGCGCGGCAACAGUGACUCCGGUGGUGGCGGUCGUGGUCGUCACGGUCGUGGGCGUGGCAGAGGACGCAACCAAACUGUGCGGUGUCAGCUUUGCAAUAGUCAAGGCCAUUCUGCUCUUUCCUGCUUUCGCCUGAGCCAGUACGCGUCAAACCCGAGUCCGCAGGCGCAUAUGGCCUAUUCGGCCGGUGAUGGUGGUUCGGAUGGGCCGCACCAAUGGUUCCCGGACACCGGGGCUACGAACCAUGUUACUCCGGAUGCAUCCGUGCUCUCUUCGGCUACUCCGUAUUAUGGUUCUGACACUCUACGGGUCGGCAACGGUAUAGGUCCGGCUCCGGAGGUGCCGUGGGGUGUUGCUCCUGUUCCACUUUCUCACCCUGUUACGGCGGAUGAUUCGGAUGAUGUUGUUGAGCCGCCCGUGGUUGAUUCGGAUGUUGUUGGUUGUGGUGCUACGGAUAGUGAGCGCACGGUCACGGCUCCCGUGCGUGGUCGGUCGCGCCGUGCAGCGCGGCUGCUCUGCCCUGGUCUCAUGUGA